Molecule: messenger RNA, 703 nt
Organism: Pygocentrus nattereri (red-bellied piranha)
Lineage: Eukaryota; Metazoa; Chordata; Actinopteri; Characiformes; Serrasalmidae
Gene: mrpl42
Product: mitochondrial ribosomal protein L42
Exons: 5
Coding region: 84-521 (145 amino acids)
Cellular component (GO): mitochondrial large ribosomal subunit
Source: RefSeq, a predicted model, not a curated record
AGAUGGCGGUAACGCCCUGUGAGCUGGUCCGCCGGGUCUGCCAGCCAGCAGGAUCGUGAAAGAAGAAGACGCUGCUCGACAGCAUGGCUACAUGGGGUCAAGUGAAGUGGCUGUCGCGGGUGCUUACUCGCCUUUGCUGUAGCAGGAAUGUUAGUAAAUUCAAAGUUGGUCCUGUGUCAUCUAAUGCCAUAUCAUCACGUCAAAUACCAGCUUCUGAUCAAAACUGUAAUGUGGACCUUGGCGUGACCCAUGAUGGCAAAACCAUAGUGUGUUUCCACCGUGCUGCAGACAUUGCCUUUGAGUUGACCAAGACCAUUUCCAGACCAGAUACCAUUAGCGAUGCUAUAGAAACCCAUGAUUUGGUGUUGAAGUCUAAACUCACUGGUGAAAAUGUAAAGGAUAAACAGAAUUCAACAAUAGAGGAGCUUUCGAAGAUGUUCUACACCACAAAGCACCGCUGGUACCCCGUCGGACAAUAUCACAGAAGACGCAGGAACAGAAACCCACCCAAAGACAGAUAGUUGUAUAUAUUCUCUGAGACACAGUAAUUGUUCUUAAUAUACAGUAUGUGGUGUUUGUUUUGUGGUAAAAUCUGAAAUAAUGUUACUGAAGCAAUGGUGGAAUAACAGUUUUUUUUUUUCUUCUUCAGUCAACAUUUCGAGUCCAACAUGCACAAUAAAGAUGUGUGCUUUUGCCUCUCAAA